AUGCCGGAGUUUUCUUCGGGCGCGCUUUUGUCAAAACACGCGUUGUUAUGGUUGCCCAGAAGGCGACGAGAUCGGGAUCGAAACGAAGCGGUUGUUGAACGAAAGGCUUACUAUUCGCGAAUCGUAGCGAAUGAGAUGAUAGUAAAUAGUGCAAGUGAUUUGCUGCUGCUGGGUGCGGAGGUGCGCACCGUUCCAUUGAGUAGAAUUGCACAAGUUACACUCGGUGAACUCCGGCGCCACGAAAGUGAUGUCGAAUUGUACGAGUUCCUGUUUACCAACGUUAUCCACCACUUUGAACCGGAGCAGUUCGAAGAGGAAAUCUCUGUCCCCGUUCUGCCAGAAUUGGUUCACUUUUUGGAUAAACUUCAAAGUGACCUUCUUUCGAGUGCAUUGUCCUGUUUUUUCGCCGAGAAUCACGCACUGCUUCAACGGUUAAUGGCGAUGCUGCAAAAUCUGUUAGAAUACACCGCAAGCCACGCAAACACAUUCCAUUUGUACCAUUCGCUUGUUAUAUUUCCUGAGUAUCUUCUACGAUGCUACACGAUUCUACGAUCGAGUGCCGACAUGUCGUCGGCACAGGACACGGAGUUGCUGAACGCGAAGAAAACCCUGUACCGUGGUUGCAACAACAUUCUGACGGUGUUUCUAGAACUACUGUGUCCGGAAGGAGCAACCAGCAGCUAUUUUCAGAAGAUCGAUCAGGAUAAGCAGUUUGAAUGUUUAGAAAAGGUUUGCCUUCUGUUGGCGGCUGUGGGCAAUGAAAUAAGUGACAUCAAUGCACAGCUGGCCAGUAAUGUGUGGACAAGCAUAACAAAGCUGUGCACCAAGCAUGCUGAGCAAUGUUUUACCAGAAACCGGUCCGACUGGCUGAGCCAGAUCGUGCUAACUCUGAAUGCCGGCCUUGAAGCUUCUUUUCUGGAGCUAUGCGUCAAAAACAAACCGCCCAAAGCGUUGACGCUGAGGACGAACGAAUUCUUCUUGCGUAUAAUGUCGAAGCUACUGUCGCUUUCGAAGCAGCACGCAUCCUUGGAUGGUUUCUUGGCAAUCAUCACCACACUGCUUCGCAUCAAAACGUGCCUUCAUUCGAGAACGGUUGCCCGCGAACUGGCAACGGGCAUUGAUCAGUAUCUACAUGUCGGCUACAUAAAAGUCGUGGAAAAUUCAAUCCGAUUGGAGUCCUUUGCCAAGGCUCUGGCGCAAUACGAGUGCCAAACUGUGGACGAUAUUCACUCGUUCUACAUCCUGACGAUGCACGUCAUAGAGCAGAUCAUCAUCAAUUCGAAUGACUUAAACCUCCUGAAGCUGUACUGUGUCCGGGGUAACUUGCUCCAGCAAGUGUGUACGCUUCUGAAACGGUCCGACAAUCUGUUCCUGGCCAAUGAGAACCUUUACCAGCAACUUCUUGUGCGGUGCUCUGCACUUGCAGUGAUGGGUGCCCGAUUGCGGAACCGGGUGGUUCACAAAGCAAUCGAAGAAUCGAUGGUUCGCAUGAUCCUCCAGGAGCACUACUAUACCGGAUUGUUCGGUAUCGAUCUGUGGUCAGUGUUUGUGCGUUGCCAUACGACCCAGUUAAUGUUCGCUUACUUCACGUUCUGGGAGGCAAUCAACGGUCAGUACGCCAUUUUCAGCACCAAACCGGAGCAGGUGUAUGUGGCUACAGUGUUGCGAAAUUUGUUCGACUUCCUUCCAGUGGCAAUGAAAGUGAACAUUCUCUGCACCCGCCCAAUUUCGGAUUGUGCAAAUGACCGUUUGUGGGCAACUGUACGGUUGCCAGACGAGGUGAACGCCUCUCACAAGAAAUGUUUUGUUGAUGGCAUCGCCAAGCGCCUGCAGACCGUAACAAAUACGCAGCAACCGAGUGUGAAAAGGUUCUAUGAAAUGUUACACUUGAUACGGAUCGUCGGCAACACGGGCCAAACUGCCGACGGCGCACUCGGGGAGUGUGUGAAACAGUUCUGCAAACAGAUCGACUGGUCGAACAUUUUAACCAAAUCUGACACCAUACAGGGCAAUAUCUUGGAAUGCAUGCAAGAGAAUCUGCACCAGCUACCGGCAAAAACACUCUGUGGUGGCAACCUCUCGAGUGCGAGUGUUUUCGUAAAAUAUAAAAUUAUGAAACUAUGGAAACGAACCAACACACCACUGGAUGCUGCGGAAGGCCUGAAAUGCUUGCUAAAUGACAAUGAGCCAUUCAUCAACGCACAAGCGUUCUUUUUGUUGCGAACACUGAACGACAGACGCCACCCUGUGGCAGUACAGUUGAUUGCUAAAACACCCUCUCUGCAAUCUCAGCUCCUCUUUCUAAGCAAAGACGAUCGUCGACCAGUCUCAUCAGCAAUCUCCAACUCGCCAGGACACUGUGUUGCAGUUGCACAUCGCUGCAAAGAUCCGCGCAACCAGGGAACCGACUCACCGGGCGAUUUAACGCAACUGAUAAACGACAAAAUAGAUCAGCUGUUUCCGGAUGAAGACGGUGACGACAUCGAUAUGCUCGUUGCCAACUUGCCUCCCAAACGGCGAAAGGUUGAGGAAAACGAUGGCCGCGCUAAGGCAAAUCGUUUCAUUGACCAGCUAGAAGUGCAGACCGAAGAGUUGGGGCAACUAUUGCGAACUCACCGCUUAGAGGUGGCCAACAAAGAACGAUUAAGAAAGAUUGUCUCAGCGGUGACCAACAUUCUGGAGAGCUAACGAUGUGCGUGAUUCGUUCGAGGAGUGAUUGUAAAUAUUGUACAAAAUGAC
Anopheles bellator is the source of this 2739-nucleotide messenger RNA. RefSeq lists its product as uncharacterized. NCBI's taxonomy places the organism in Eukaryota, Metazoa, Arthropoda, Insecta, Diptera, Culicidae. The record is from RefSeq and is a predicted model, not a curated record. The coding region runs from base 1 to 2688 and encodes 895 amino acids. The transcript has 4 exons.